AUGAAAUUCAGUGACUUGCUGAACCACAAGAAGUAUGACAACUCCCUCAAGAUUGUCAGCCAUGCCUUCUGCACCACCAACUGUUUGCACCCCCUGGCCAAGGUCAUCCAUGACAACUUUGGCAUCACGAAGGAACUCAUGACCACAGUCCAUGCCAUCUCUGCCACCCAGAAGACUAUGGAUGGCUCCUCUGGGAAACUGUGGAGUGAUGGCCAUGGGGCUGCCCAGAACAUCAUCCCUGUAUCUACUGGAGCUGCCAAGGCUGUGGGCAAGGUCAUCCCUGAACUGAAUGGGAAGCUCACUGGCAUAACCUUCCAUGUCCCCACUCCUAACGUGUCUGUUGUGGACCUGACCUGCCGCCUGGAGAAAGCUACCAAAUAUGAUGACAUCAAGAAGGUGGUGAAGCAGGCAUCAGAUGGACCCCUAAAAGGCAUCCUGGAUUACACUGAAAACCAGGUCAUCUCCUUUGACUUUAACAGUGACACCCACUCUUCCAUCUUUGAUCCUGGGGCUGGCAUUGCCCUCAAGGACCACUUUGUCAAGCUCAUUUCCUGGUAUGACAAUGAAUGUGGCUACAACAAUAGGAUGGUGGAUCUUAUGGUCCACAUGGCCUCCAAGGAAUAA
Chrysochloris asiatica (Cape golden mole) is the source of this 624-nucleotide messenger RNA. RefSeq names its product glyceraldehyde-3-phosphate dehydrogenase-like. Gene Ontology annotation, molecular function: oxidoreductase activity, acting on the aldehyde or oxo group of donors, NAD or NADP as acceptor. The coding region runs from base 1 to 624 and encodes 207 amino acids. The transcript has 2 exons. The record is from RefSeq and is a predicted model, not a curated record. Lineage: Eukaryota; Metazoa; Chordata; Mammalia; Afrosoricida; Chrysochloridae.